This is a messenger RNA of Odobenus rosmarus divergens (Pacific walrus), 2398 nucleotides long. RefSeq names its product complement component 9 (gene C9). The transcript is spliced from 11 exons. Lineage: Eukaryota; Metazoa; Chordata; Mammalia; Carnivora; Odobenidae. Gene Ontology annotation, biological process: immune response. Gene Ontology annotation, cellular component: membrane attack complex. The record is from RefSeq and is a predicted model, not a curated record. Gene Ontology annotation, molecular function: protein binding. Bases 158 to 1786 code for a protein of 542 amino acids.
CCUUUGAUUGGACUUUGGCUCCCAGGAAGCCCAGUUUGACAAAAAUCCUGACCGAAAACAAGCAAUAAUAGUCCCCGCAGUGCUCUGGCCCCUUGCAGAUAAACGCCUUGCGGGACCUAUCUGGCCAUACCCUGCAGAGCCGUCUUAGCCGGAGCAGAUGUCUGCGGGCCAGAGGUUUGCCUUGGCUCUAUGCAUCUUAGAAAUCCGUGUCCUGACCGCUGGGCCCACUGCUAGUUAUGGCCCACAGAUAAUACAAGAGAACAAGAAGCCAUUUCCCAUCGACUGCAGAAUGAGCUCCUGGAGCGAAUGGUCAGAAUGUGACCCUUGCCUCAAACAAAUGUUCCGCUCAAGGAGCAUUGAGAUUUUCGGACAAUACAACGGACAGAAGUGCGUAGACGCUGUGGGAGACAGACGACAGUGUGAGCCCACUGAGGCCUGUGCAGACAUGGAGGAGGACUGUGGCAAUGACUUUAAAUGUGGUACAGGCAGGUGCAUCAAGAGGCGGCUUCUGUGUAACGGUGACAAUGACUGCGGGGACUUUUCAGAUGAGGAUGAUUGUGAAGGUGAUCCCCGUCUCCCUUGCCGUGAGAGGACCGUGGAAGAAUCUGAGCUGGCUCGGACAGCAGGCUAUGGCAUCAACAUCUUAGGGAUGGAUCCCCUAAGCACACCUUUUGACAAUGAGUACUACAAUGGACUCUGUGACCGCGUUAGGGAUGGAAACACCUUGGUCUACUACCGCAGACCCUGGAACGUGGCUUCUCUGGCCUAUGAAACCAAAGCCGAUAAAAAUUUCAGAACUGAAUAUUAUGAAGAACAGAUGGAGGCAUUCAAAAGAAUUGUCCAAGAGAAGACAUCAAAUUUUAAUGCAGAUAUAACUUUAAAAUUCACACCUACCGAAGCAAUUGAAAAGUCUGGCAAAAAAACCUUCAAUCUUACAAAUGCUGAGGGUAGAUUUCGAUUUACAUAUUCCAAAAAUGAAACUUACCAACUGUUCUUGUCACAUUCUUCUAAAAAGGAAAAAGUGUUUCUGCAUGUGAAAGGAAUAAUUCAUCUGGGGAGAUUUAUGAUGAGAAGUCGGGAUGUCAUGCUGACAACAGCUUUCCUGGAUGAUAUAAAAGCUCUGCCGACUACCUAUGCAAAGGGGGAAUAUUUUGCAUUUUUGGAAACCUAUGGAACCCACUACAGUAGCUCUGGGUCUCUAGGAGGAUUCUAUGAACUAAUAUAUGUUUUGGAUAAAGCAUCCAUGAAAGAGAAAGGUGUUGAACUAAGGGAUGUACAGAGAUGCCUCGGGUUUAAUCUGGAUGUUUCUCUGAAAGCUGGAGUUGAAGUCAAGGGAGAAAUUAAUAAAAAUGAUUGUUUAAAGAGGGGUGAAGGUGGAACUGUAAACAUCAGUCGUGAUGGCAUCAUAGAUGACGUUAUUUCACUCAUAAGAGGAGGGACCCAAAAAUACGCAUAUGAACUGAAAGAGAAGCUUCUCAAAGGAGCCAAGACGGUUGAUAUAAGUGACUUUGUAAAUUGGGCCACUUCCUUAAAUGAUGCUCCAGUGCUCAUAAACCAAAAACUAUCGCCUAUAUAUAAUCUGGUUCCAGUUAAAAUAAAAGAUGCACAUCUAAAGAAACAAAAUUUGGAAAGUGCCAUUGAAGAUUACCUCUAUGAAUACAGUGUGAGAAAAUGUGACCCAUGCCAAAAUGGAGGUACAGUGAUUCUGCUGGAAGGAGAAUGUCUGUGUUCCUGCCCCCUCGCAUUUACGGGGAUUGCCUGUGAAACCAGUAAACAAAAAACGUAAGGAUUUCCAGCCAAAAAAACAAUUAAGCUGUUGACUUCCUGGGAUCAAACCAAACUAAAAACCAGGACUUUCCAAUUAAGGAUCCUGCCCAUGGAGAGAGUUCUUGCUGCCAAAUGAAAAGCAAUAUGAACAUCCUAUUGACCUCUGAAAUCUCCACUUUCAGAUCCACAAGGCUUCUUUUCCUCCUUAAACUCCUAUGGUGUUUCCAUUUUUUUAUUCCUGAAUGAGCAGUAGGCAGUACACUAUGCCAACACUGCUUUCUCCCAUAGGCAAUGCCAGUCUCUUGUUAACAAACAAAAUUAAAUUGGCUUUAAAAGUAAUUGCCAAAGUGCUUUGUGUGAUUAAUAUAUUCCACCAGUUUCAUUACCCCAAGUCCAUAACAUGCAAUUUCAUUCUUGUGUAUGUUGUUGCUUCUUGUUGGGUCAUUCAUUGGUACCUGCAUGCAUUCAUUCAGCAAAUACCUACUGAGUGCCUACCCCAUGCAUAGCACUCUGCUCUUGUUAGUCUUUCCUCUCCAGUUUAACUCUGUUUCCAAAGGAAUAAAUGUAUUGUAUUUGUAACAAAAAACAAUUAGGUUAAAUCAUGUGAAAUUGCCUCUAUUCAGUCAUAUUU